Messenger RNA from Fomitopsis serialis, 1709 nucleotides. RefSeq lists its product as uncharacterized. Lineage: Eukaryota; Fungi; Basidiomycota; Agaricomycetes; Polyporales; Fomitopsidaceae. The record is from RefSeq and is a predicted model, not a curated record. Bases 152 to 1675 code for a protein of 507 amino acids. The transcript has 2 exons.
CCCUGGGCUGCUUCUGCAGGCGUGGUGGACUCUCAAAGACACAUACUAUCCUUCGGCUCUGUUCUUCUCUCGUCGCCAACCCGGGUAUCGUCGUUUGCAAAAUACGGGAUGAUGUGGUUCAUAGGUCUUCGCUUGCUCGUCCUGGAGACGGAUGCCUGCGUUGCCUUUAUGGAGAACUCAUCUCCUUUGGUUUUGGUCUGGUUCGUCGACAUCGGUCGACAUCGCAUUCGACAAUACCCGGUCGCGCGGCCGUCUGGUGACUCCUGGCAGGUCAACCCCAGUGGCACCACCCGUUCUCUGUGUCGUCUCACUAGUGUUGGCUUGUGCACGGCCGACAGAGAUGACGCAGAGAUCCGGCUUUCCCAAGUCUCACGCGCUACACCCUAUCCACGUCUCGGGUUCGUCUUGGUCUUCUCUCCCCGGUACUCGGUUUGUGGCUUCUCUACCUCGGUUCGUUCUGUCUCUGGCUUCGUUUCAUCGUCUGUUCCCUUCUCCGGUCUGUCAUCAUCUGGUCACCACCUUGGUUUACCUCUUUGGGUCAUCUGUUCACCCAACUCUCUCUGUCUCCAAUCUGGGUCUCGUCUUGUCCGACUUCGCCGUUCCUCACACCAGCCUUGCAACGGAGGCAUCGCGAUCGGAGCCCCUCAAGUCCGAGUCCUCCAUCUCUGCGCCAGUAUAUCGCUCCUGCCUCCCCCCGGAAUUCAUUCGCCGGUCAUUGCCUCGACUUCACCGCCUCAAGGACUUUGCACUCUGCCUGUCGUUCCCAAGAAUUUACGUUCCCAGCCUGAUCAUCCAGCCUGUGUCUCGGUCUGCCUUAUCCAUACUUCUCGCCUCUGGAUCCUUAGCCGCGACUGCUCAUCUGCCUCGACUCAAGCCCGCGUCCCUGCCUCUGCCUGCCUCUUCCGGAAUACGCCCCAGUCCUGCAUUCUGCCUCACCUCGGUCGUGCCUCUCCCGCAUUCUCCUCUCAUACUUGCCCACAGUCUCCUAGUGGCUGUCUCGUUCUGGCCUAGUUUUCGUCAUUCUGGUCUCAGUCGGCUUUGUUCUUCGCCCUCCCCCGCAAGUCGCCCAUCGCAGCUCGAGUCGCACAUGCUGUCAUCUCCGUUUUGCAUCGUUUCGCCUCCCCUGUCAGGCUGCUUUAUUACCGUGCAGAAUCGUUUCCACUUCGAAGUCGUCUUGCUGUUGCUGCGAUCCCAUCUGCCUCAAGCACGGUUGUUACCAGCCGCUCACGCCUUCGUCUGUAUCAACUCCAUGUCGCCGCGCUCUUCGUCGUUUCGCUGCAUCGCCACAGCUUCCUCCGCUCUGGAUCCCGGUUCGCCUCCUUCGCUCGACUCUCACCUCGACCGAUACCACGCUGUACCCUUCCUGUACAUUCUAUCUCCGGCGCUGCGGCUCACUGCCCUCGACAACAGUGGCCUCGUUUCACGAUUGACGCGCCUCGGCCCCCAUCUUCUCGCCUUUCGAUCGGUCUAUGCCUUCCCGGUCGCAACGCGUUCGGCCCACUCGACUGUCAAAACGGCUUCCCUAGUUUCCCUUGGUCUUCCCGGACUUUGUCUCUUGUGCCCCGAACGCCUCUAUCAUACUGUACCAUACGUAAUUCGGUCUCGCCUAAGGACAGGAGCUGCAUCCCAACGCUGGACGCGGUGUUGUAAUGCAGUUUCUGCCCUAUGUGGAUAGUUACACCGUCUCACACCGUCUCGCAUACUCCUUA